AAAGAGCAGUGAUUGCUGCCUCUGAGAUGGUUCCGAUUUCAGUUAUGUUGUAGUGGGUCUUCUCUUGUUAUACCUUCCAGGCAGCAAGUGACUCUGGUGCCUUAGAGGAAACAGGCAGACCCGCCAGCUGUGAUUAAUCAAAGGGAUUUAACAUCAAUCCUCUCCUCUUCAAGGGGCUUGACUCCUUCCAUACGCCCAUUCACCCGCUACCUACGAGCAGGUAGAACAGAACUUUGAAUGCCUGCCUGCUUACUACCUGCCUUCCCCUCCCUCAAGGCAAGCGCUUCGACCUUUGGUGACCAUGCUUCUGAACCUUCCUACGGAGCUCAUACAAUGGGUUCUUCGAUCCUGUUCUACCCCAACUUUCCUACAGGCGGCAAUCUCAUGUCGUACCAUGUAUGAAAUUGCGACUAACUGUCGAGAGGUCCUUGUGCACCACCUACAACGAACUCCGGGGACUCUACCCGCAGACCUCCGUUCUAUGCAUGCCCAAGAGCUAUUCCAACUGCUUUUGAGACGAGCAUCGCAGCAACUAUAUGGUGCACAGUUUCAUGCGGACUGUGUCACUUUCAAGUCCUGGGCCAACUCCCUUAAUGUGACGGCAUCUGUAUUGGUCCCUAGGGAGUUCCUGACGCUCGCACUUGUUUUUCGAGAACAGGAAAGCAUCCAUCUUUUCCAGGUUUUAGGGGGUGGGCUCCGACCCCAAGCUCGCUUGGAGCUCCAGUGGUGUCGGCCAGGUGCUGUUGAAAUUCUUAAAACUGCCUUUGACGGCGAUGAUACAUUAUACAUACUCCAUCGCUUUAGACCUUCAGUGAACGACAGUGAUGAUUAUGCAAGGCAUCCGUUCGUCAGGCACGCCAUGCAGCUUGGGACUGAUACGACGGUCUAUCUCUCUCGAUGUUCAAUACAAUCUCCCCACGGCCCUAUUCGCAUUUGUGCUUUCCCUGAUCAUGCCGACUACGAGCCUUUGGCUCUGGCGGCUGCGCGCGGAGGCAUUUUCGCAAUUUCCUGGCAGAAAGCCCAGGACACCAGUGACCUCGAGGUAACUUUAUAUAUCUGUUCCUCUGAAUCCAACUGCGAUAUGAGGCCGGGGGUAAUCGAAACUAGCUACAAUUCUUGCGUCCUCCAUAGCAGCAAAAGACAGUGGUUUGACGGCCAUCGGGGCUUACAAGGCAGACUCGCUCGGGGUCUUCUUCCUUACGAUAACAGCUCUGUAGUAGGUCUUCGUUUCAACGACAAGUCCAGCCAGUUACUCUACUAUUAUCGCGCUCAGACGUUGUACGGCUCUUUCCAGAGAAUUGACAUGUCGUCCUUUCCCAUACAGCCCACAUUGUAUGAAAACUCCUGCCCUGUACAGUUCACAGACUCCCUUAGCCUUCUUUUCUCAAUCGAGGUUCCUUUCUUCGGGACCCAUCAAACUCAGGUCCUAGAUGGAUUCGCUCGUUGUCAAUGGAAAUACCUGGCUUUCGGCUUAGCAACUCAUCGCGAAGAACAAUGGACCGUUGCGUGCUUGUUGACAUCCGAAACAUUCUGUCGCGCACAGAAUUGUCAACAUGUCUUGCAACUUGAGCGUGGACGGCGAUUGCCUGAUUGGAGCGUCGUUGCACGCCUCUGGGGAUUCCAGCAUCCGACCAACUCCCUUGGUUGCAUAGUUGCAGCUUCAAGGCAGGGAACAAGGCUUGCAGUCGCCAACUGGAAAAUAAUCUAUGUUUGGGCUCUUGAGCCAAGUGCGCUAAUUGAAGAGAAUUCCAACGGAUUCUACCCACUCGCAUCACAAGCACAAGAUUCUGGCAUGAUUGAAUUACGACCCAUAGUAUUGUCGCUUGAAGCCGUCUGCUUUCAAUUGCAUUUCUCUGAGGAAGAAAAUGGAUUGAUAGCAAUCACAGAUAGGGGCGUCAUGUGCUGGGAUUUAGGUCCGCGGGGAAGAGGGCGACGACUGAUUCAGCAUAUUUGAUACUAGUCAAAUCCUGGGAGCAGUAUCUUUACUGACAUUCCAGUACAAACAAAGACAAACUAAGAGCUAUUGAUGGAACAUCUAUCCAGUAUUCAAUGCGAGACGGCCUCGGGUUCUUGUGUCAUGCAACAAACCGUCGCCCACU
Molecule: messenger RNA, 2099 nt
Organism: Aspergillus japonicus CBS 114.51
Lineage: Eukaryota; Fungi; Ascomycota; Eurotiomycetes; Eurotiales; Aspergillaceae
Product: F-box domain protein
Exons: 2
Coding region: 302-1954 (550 amino acids)
Molecular function (GO): protein binding
Source: RefSeq, a predicted model, not a curated record